This is a messenger RNA of Asparagus officinalis (garden asparagus), 896 nucleotides long. RefSeq lists its product as uncharacterized. Gene Ontology annotation, cellular component: chloroplast envelope. The coding region runs from base 235 to 639 and encodes 134 amino acids. Lineage: Eukaryota; Viridiplantae; Streptophyta; Magnoliopsida; Asparagales; Asparagaceae. The transcript has 4 exons. The record is from RefSeq and is a predicted model, not a curated record.
CAGAGGGAAAUCUGUUGUAAAAAAAAAAGAAAAAAAAAAGAAAAGAUUUCACUAUGGGAUCUAUCUGCAACAAUACAACAGUACACUCUCGAAGUCCCCACAAGGGCCACAACGGACAGAAAUACUCAGUUUGGGCCCACUUGUAAUAUCCUCAUACUUUAAAACUCCCUCCUCAAUUUAUAUUCGGAUAAUACCCUGAAUCUCCUCCGUCAAAAAAAAAAAAAAAAAUCACAAAUGUCCUCCUCCGCCGCCGGUGCCGGCGCCGCGUCGAAGAAAGUGUUGCUCUCCGACGACGUCCCAUGGCGAGCUUCUCCCUCCGGCACGAAACCCCUUCCCAGGAUCCACCACAACCCCAUCCUCAAGCUUCCCCAAAACCCUAGCUCCACCUACGCUCUCGCCGUCAUGAAGCAUCGGGAUCCGAUUGGCGAGGGUUUUGCGACGGAGGCGAGGCUGGAGGCGGCGGGGCCGGAGUGCGUUGUGCCUGGUCUGGCUACUCCGGUGAAGUUUCUUGGCUUGAAGGUCUGGCCUGUUGAAGUCGACUUAAAAUUUCUGGAACCUAUGGGACGGGAACUUAAGGCCAUUGGGAAGUUCAUGGAUUCAGCUGUUAGCCUUAUGAAUGCAUCAUUUCAAGAUCGUUAAGCUGUUACAGCUAGUUUGAUGAGGAGUUAAAGCUCGGUAGGUACUCGUGUAGGUACUCGUGUCUAUAAUAGGUUGCAAGGAAAAUGCCAUUUUCAUUUCAGGAGUUACUAGCUAAUAUAGUAUUGGACAAAAGUAGAGAAGUGUACUUAGUUGUUCAGAAAUUGUUUGGCCAGUUUUGCGAUUGUUGUAAUAUUGACAGAACCCAAUGAUACCUUGUUACAGUAUCUUACUAUAUACAUAGCGUAUUUCUUGUGAUA